CCUCGUCGCGUCGACGUCGAUUUGUAUCGCUGAAUGGCGUCGUCGCCGUAUCGCAAUGCGUUUCGACUUUUUUUCACAAUCGGGGUUCUUCACUUCUUCGCCAAUGCUGAGAAUGUGUACUGCACAUAUUACAGAGAAACAAAUGAGAUCACAUGUGGAAUAGUGACAUGCGCCACACAAAUUCCUCCAAACGCCGAUUUAGAGAAGGAAGGUUUGGAUGUUAAGCUGCCGCGAGGAUGGUAUCGAAUCGGAGUGCAAACCAUCCGAAAUGAUCAUUCAUGGUUCAAUCUUUACCGGCGGAAGGCCACCGGAAAUGGAUACUGGGACUUCUACACAAAUAUUCCAGAACGCAACUGCAUAGGGGGUUUCGGUAUCCACGCAGGAAAAAAUGUGCCAGGGGCAAUAACUCUGAAGGACCCUGCAUGCUUCUCGAAAUUGGCUGACCAGAUAGAGCGGAAGUCCACCAUAGAGAAAUUUGAUGUACACCAAUGCAGGAACUGCAUUUUUCAUAGCUGCUGGCUAGGUACCCGAUUAUUACCCGCUGCUCGGCAAUACACUACCAAUUUGAGAAGUUACUGAACCAGCUGCUAUAUGGAGAUGAAUUACCUUAAAAAUUGAAACAAGACUGAUUCACUUAUUAGAGCUGCCUUGAACCACAAC
This is a messenger RNA of Cylicocyclus nassatus, 660 nucleotides long. The record is from the annotation of a GenBank genome assembly. NCBI's taxonomy places the organism in Eukaryota, Metazoa, Nematoda, Chromadorea, Rhabditida, Strongylidae.